Molecule: messenger RNA, 923 nt
Organism: Brassica oleracea var. oleracea
Lineage: Eukaryota; Viridiplantae; Streptophyta; Magnoliopsida; Brassicales; Brassicaceae
Product: agamous-like MADS-box protein AGL19
Exons: 8
Coding region: 249-908 (219 amino acids)
Biological process (GO): positive regulation of transcription by RNA polymerase II
Cellular component (GO): nucleus
Molecular function (GO): DNA-binding transcription factor activity, RNA polymerase II-specific; protein dimerization activity; RNA polymerase II cis-regulatory region sequence-specific DNA binding
Source: RefSeq, a predicted model, not a curated record
AUUAUCAACAAAUAUGAAGCAUAAAGAAAAUAUAAUUUUGUGGUUCUCUCUCUCAUCAUAAAUCUAGGGUUUCUUAAGAAGUUCCCAGCAAUCUGUAUCACACCAUUUUCCCCAAAUCUAUUCUUUUCUAUCUCUCUCCACAAACACAUACAGAUAUAUAUACAAAUAGAGAGCCAUUCAUCAAGCCAAGAUCAUAGAACAUACAAAGAGGACGAUUUAGAUCUUAGGCUUUGAUAAGAAAGUGAAUAAUGGUGAGGGGAAAGACUGAGAUCAAGAGGAUAGAGAACGCAACGAGCAGGCAAGUGACUUUCUCGAAGAGAAGAAAUGGACUUCUAAAGAAAGCUUUCGAGUUAUCUGUCCUUUGUGAUGCUGAAGUUGGUUUGAUCAUCUUCUCUCCAAGAUCCAAACUCUAUGAGUUCUCUAGCUCUAGCAUAGCAAAAACAAUAGAACGAUAUCAGAAACGGGUCAAAGAAACUGGGAUUAACCACACGAGAGAUAAUAAUUCUCAGCAAGCAAGAGACGAAACAUAUGGUUUGACAAAAAAGAUUGAGCAGCUAGAGAUAUCUAAACGAAAAUUGCUUGGGAAAGGUAUUGUUGCAUGUUCUAUUGAGGAGCUGCAACAGUUAGAGAAUCAGUUGGAGCGAGGCUUGAGCAGGAUAAGAGCCAAGAAGUACCAAUUACUCCGCGAAGAAAUUGAGAAGCUGAAGGAAGAGGAGGGGAAUCUCAUUAAGGAAAAUAAAGAACUGAAGGAGAAGUGGCGCGGAAUGAGAGCAAUAGUAGGAGCAUCACCAUCAUCAACCUUAUCAUCAGCUGAAGUGAACACGGAUAGCGUUGACAAUAUGGAAGUGGAGACUGGUUUGUUCAUUGGACCUCCUGAGCCAAGACAAUCCAAGAAACUCCAUCCUUGAAGUUAAGCCAAGUUU